Molecule: messenger RNA, 1305 nt
Organism: Impatiens glandulifera
Lineage: Eukaryota; Viridiplantae; Streptophyta; Magnoliopsida; Ericales; Balsaminaceae
Product: squamosa promoter-binding-like protein 8
Exons: 4
Coding region: 80-1027 (315 amino acids)
Cellular component (GO): nucleus
Molecular function (GO): DNA binding
Source: RefSeq, a predicted model, not a curated record
GAUCCGAAUGAAAGAAACUGUAUUAUUAAUGUCUCAGUACUAUAUAGAAAGAGAGAGAGAGUAGAGAGAGAAAUAUUAAAUGUUCUGUAGGUGCAUAGAAGUUAAUGAAGAAGAAACAGAGCAUUCAAAAUUUCCGGCAAUGUUGGAUUACGAAUGGGGAAACCCAUCGCCGCCGCCGCCGGUCAUUAUCUCCGGCGAAAACCACGACCCAUUUCUCUCGCCACCGACCAACAACCAAUCACUAAUCUAUCAUAACAACAAUGGCAGCUUCGAUCAAAUUCAAACUCAAUCUCAAUCUCAAAGUCAACAUUUUCAACCUCAGACCCAUUUACAGCCUACCUUCUACGACCCACGCGCAUUCAUCGGCGCGUCUAGUUACGCGCACCCUUUCUCCCCCCUCGAACAUCACGCCGGAAAUCCCUCGUCGAGUUUCAUGGUGGUGCCGAAGACAGAACAUCCUUCUUAUGUCGGCGGUGGAGGAUUGGCGGCGGCGGCAACAAUUGGGCUUAAUUUAGGUGGUCGGACUUAUUUCUCGGCGUCCGAUGACGAUUUUGUUAACAGGCUUUAUAGAAGGUCGAGAGGCGGCGGUGGCGGUGGAGAGUGUGUUAGUGUGAAUACGCCGAGAUGUCAGGCGGAGGGAUGUAACGCCGACUUAAGUCAUGCUAAACAUUAUCACCGCCGUCAUAAGGUUUGUGAGUUUCAUUCUAAGGCGGCCACUGUUAUCGCCGCCGGUUUUACUCAACGGUUCUGCCAACAAUGUAGCAGGUUCCAUCCUCUAAAUGAAUUUGACAAUGGGAAAAGGAGUUGCCGGAAAAGACUUGCCGAUCAUAACCGCCGCCGGCGGAAGUCACACCAGCAGGCUGAUAAAUCCCAGCCCCGUAACUCCCCUUCCGGCAGCCUUCCAAGGUCACCGGCAGAUUCAGGAGCUCAGUCGUGUUCGUCGGUGACGUCGGUGGUGGCGAUAUCUCCGCCGAGAAUCUCUUUGGAUUGUUUCGGCCGGCAAAACUCUCUGUUCUACUCAAAUUAGUGAUGAUGAUGAUCAUGAUCACUUUCGAAUGGAAUCCAAUUGUGAUUCAAAUGAAUUAAUUAAGCUUAUUAUUAUUAUUAUAAUAAUUAUUUUCUAACAUGAAAAACUUUUGGGUUUAUCUAUCAUUUUAGUGGCUAGUAGUACUCUCAAGCAAUCAGUUCAUUAAUUAUUAUUAUUAUAUUUAUCUUCUAUCUUUUUAUGUGUGAACUAAAGAAUAGUACUCUCAAGUUUUCUCCUUUAUUUAUUAUGCAUGCAAAUAAUAAUAUUCUACUUUGCCA